AUGCUGAGGUUCAUAAGGUCUGCCAGUACGCUUACGCUCAAGCCAAAGAAAAAGUUAAACAUCCUGAAAAAGAAGAAUGUCAAUCCAACAACUCCAGCAAGAACUAGAUUCGCUCCAUCUCCAACUGGGUUUCUUCAUUUAGGUUCUUUAAGAACUGCUUUAUACAACUAUUUAUUAGCUAAAAGAACAGGUGGUCAAUUCCUCUUAAGAUUAGAAGACACUGAUCAAAAAAGACUUGUCCAAGGUGCAGAACAAAAUAUUUAUGAUUCUUUGAAAUGGUGUGGAUUACAUUGGGAUGAAGGUCCGAUAAUUGGUGGUAAAUAUGGUCCAUAUAGACAAAGUGACCGUUCACAUAUUUAUAAACAAUAUGCUGAUAAACUUUUGGCUUCUGGAGAUGCUUAUCGCUGUUUCUGUUCCAAAGAAAGAUUAGAUGGAUUAAGAGAAUCUGCAAUGAAAUUACAACCUCCAACUACAGUUACUUAUGAUAGAUCAUGUGCUCAUAUACAUCCAGAGGAAUCUAAUACCAAAGCUGCAAAUAAUGAAACAUUCACAGUUAGAUUCAAAUCACCAUCUGUUUAUCCUAAAGUCGAAGAUUUAUUACACGGUACACUUGAUUUACAACCUCAAGUAAAUUCAGAGGAUGUUAGAUAUGAUGACCCAAUCUUGGUUAAAUCUGAUGGGUUACCAACUUAUCAUUUUGCUAAUGUUGUUGAUGAUCAUUUAAUGAAUAUCACACAUGUUAUUAGAGGGGAAGAAUGGUUACCUUCAACACCAAAACAUAUUGCCCUAUAUCAUGCUUUUGGAUGGGAUGCACCAUCAUUCAUUCAUAUUCCAUUAUUAACCAGUACUAAAGAUAAGAAAUUGAGUAAAAGAACAGGAGAUAUUGAUGUUAUGAAUUUCAAGCAAAAGGGUUAUUUACCUGAGGCUUUAAUCAAUUUUGUUGCAUUGUUUGGUUGGUCACCAUUAAGAGAUGCAAAUAAAAGUUUAUCAGAAAUUUUAUCCCUAAAGGAUUUAGAGAAUCAAUUUACUGUUAGUGAGUUAACAAAAGGUAAUGCUAAAGUGGAUGAUAAGAAACUAAUUUACUUCAAUAAACAUUAUUUAUUGGAAAAAAUUGAAUCAGAUUUUGAUUCUGUUGUGGAAGAUGGUCAACUUUUACUUUCAGAAAAAUAUCCAAAUAUUGAUAAAGUAACUGUUUCUAAAUUGAUCAAUGAAGUCAAACACAAUUUCACAUUUCUUUCAGAUAUACAAGACUAUGAUUAUCUAUUAUCAAAUGCAACUUAUGAUAAUGAAUAUGCUUUAACAUUCCUGGAAGCUGCAAAUAAAGAUUCUUCAAAAAUCAUACUUGAAAACUUCAUCAGUUUAGAAUCACCUGAAGAAAUCGACAGAAGAGUGAAUAAAUUAUUAGAACAAGAUUUUAAGAAAAAAGAUAUUUUUCAAGCACUAAGAUUUGCAUUAAGUGGUGGUAUACCAGGUCUUAAAAUUCCAUUACUAAUAAACUUUUUAGGUUUGGAAAGAUCAAAUGAAAGAAUUUUACAUGCAAUUAAAUUACUUCAAUGA
Hansenula ciferrii is the source of this 1557-nucleotide messenger RNA. It is a transcript of the gene MSE1, whose product is annotated as glutamate--tRNA ligase MSE1. Gene Ontology annotation, biological process: glutamyl-tRNA aminoacylation. Gene Ontology annotation, molecular function: glutamate-tRNA ligase activity; tRNA binding; zinc ion binding. The record is from RefSeq and is a predicted model, not a curated record. The transcript has a single exon. The coding region runs from base 1 to 1557 and encodes 518 amino acids. Lineage: Eukaryota; Fungi; Ascomycota; Saccharomycetes; Phaffomycetales; Wickerhamomycetaceae.